AUGAAACCAGCUGAUAUGAAAGAGAAGAUUCAAAAUGCUGAUUUUCGUGAAAAGUUAAAGGCAUAUUUAGAAGAUAUUAUCAAAGAAGAUUUGAAUGAAUUCAAAGAUAAACAUGUCUUUGAGAAUUUAGACGUGACAAGAUCAUUCGAUACUCCUCCACGAUUAUCACAAGAUAAUAUCAAUGCGGCUUUACGUACUAUUGAUUUAACAAGUUUAGCCGAAAAUAUAAAUAAAUCUCCUGUUUGGUCGACACCAAUCAAGUAACAACUUUCUCCAUCAGUUCCUUAUGCUUCUCCAUUAUUGAAUAAAUCGUUACAGACACCAACACAUGAUCAACCAACAUCUAGUAAGAAAUAGAAGUAAUAAAAAAGAUAAAGCAUAGAUCAUAUUUUAGUUAUGAAUGUUUUACACAAUCAAUCAAAAAUAAAUCCAGCUUGCUUACCUACUCCAAAUCCAUCAUUGCCUAAUUUUGCAGCACGCUUUCGUGCAGAUGUGGUACAGCUUGUGGAAACAGACAACAAGCACAAGCAUAGUGACACAUGUUACAAGUAUUCUAAUCCUAAACAAGGUGACAAGAAAAUUUGUCGAUUGCGUAUGCCACGCAAAUUGGUGCCAGUCUCGACAAUUGAUCCUGAUACUGGCCAC
Molecule: messenger RNA, 645 nt
Organism: Rotaria sp. Silwood1
Lineage: Eukaryota; Metazoa; Rotifera; Eurotatoria; Philodinida; Philodinidae
Source: the annotation of a GenBank genome assembly